Molecule: messenger RNA, 345 nt
Organism: Penicillium canescens
Lineage: Eukaryota; Fungi; Ascomycota; Eurotiomycetes; Eurotiales; Aspergillaceae
Exons: 1
Coding region: 1-345 (114 amino acids)
Source: RefSeq, a predicted model, not a curated record
AUGAACCGAACGAGGAACGGGCAUCGAUUCGAAGGAACCAAUGUUGCUAGUGGCCCCAUGCGAGGUUCGAGCAAGAUUGAUCCCGGACUCGUGCGACCAAAGUCUGAUCCAAAGGUGUCGAAUGACGAAAGAGGAGGGCUUGCUGAUCCUUGCUACGUCGUUUGCUUGAAUGCGGCUAUUAUUGCUGCACAGCAAAAACGACAGCCAAAGGUCCCCCUCCUCUGCCGUCCACCAAUGGCCAUCCGUUCCUACCAGGAGCAACAGAGCAUUGCAGCAUCAACAAGCGCUCUAGACGCCCAUCAACGUGGAGCACGUCUCUCUCCACUCUAUGCAGAUGGCCGAUGA